AUGAGCAAAACAGGCGCCAUCGCUACUGCGGUGGUGUUCUCCUUAUCCGCAGUGAUCGGAUUAAUACUGUUGUCGCUACUGUGUAAACACCGCAAGGAUUUAUUGAAGCGUCGCGAACGUCGGGCACAGCUGCGCCAGUGCCCACGGGCCGAGCCGUUUGAGCCGCCAGUGCCGUUUCCGGAAGUGGUAGAAGCCUCUGUAGUAUUCUCCGGCCAGCAGGAGGCGCGGCGCGGCGCCGAGGAAGACGGUUUGUUCCUCACUCGUGUGCAGAGCGAGAUGCAAAGCCCAGUUAACAAUACGAUGCCGGACCAUUUAGGUAUCGGCGAAGCUGCAGAAGACGGGAAUCAUCUUCCGGACGGUCAGUCGCUCGAGUUGUUGCACGGCUUGCCUAUUGAUCGCCGCAAUCCCCAAAUGCCUGAUGUAGGUGUUGAGGAAUGUGGUGUACGCCGUCCCACAGGUGUAAUGUACCGCCUGCGGAGUGCCGACGCCGUCUACGGCUCUGCGGAGUAUACGUCUCAUAGAUCCUGUGGCACGGCGCACGCGGACGCGGAGCGGGCGCUGCGUGCAGACCCGGAGGCGAUAUCCCCGCGCGUCCGCGCUGACGCAAUGACGUGCGAGGUGCCGAUGUCUUGUGCCUGA
Trypanosoma grayi is the source of this 639-nucleotide messenger RNA. RefSeq lists its product as hypothetical. The coding region runs from base 1 to 639 and encodes 212 amino acids. The record is from RefSeq and is a predicted model, not a curated record. Lineage: Eukaryota; Euglenozoa; Kinetoplastea; Trypanosomatida; Trypanosomatidae. The transcript has a single exon.